This is a messenger RNA of Cyprinus carpio (common carp), 2308 nucleotides long. Its product is annotated as GTP-binding protein 4. Gene Ontology annotation, molecular function: GTPase activity; GTP binding; RNA binding. NCBI's taxonomy places the organism in Eukaryota, Metazoa, Chordata, Actinopteri, Cypriniformes, Cyprinidae. The record is from RefSeq and is a predicted model, not a curated record. Gene Ontology annotation, biological process: ribosomal large subunit biogenesis. Gene Ontology annotation, cellular component: nucleolus.
CUGUGAACUCGUCAGCGCGGCACCACGUGUGUUGCUUUUCUUGACGUGAGUCUGCUACGUGUUUCGGCCCUUCCGCGUGUUCCGUAGAGGAGCCGUGUGCGCUGCAACCAUGGCUCUGUACAACUUUAAAAAGAUUAUGGUGGUUCCCACCGCUAAGGAUUUCAUAGAUCUGACUUUAUCAAAAACCCAGCGAAAAACUCCCACUGUUAUACACAAACACUACCAGAUCCACCGAAUUAGACAUUUCUAUAUGCGCAAAGUCAAAUUCACCCAGCAGAACUACCAUGAUCGACUGUCACAGAUCCUCACCGACUUUCCCAAACUGGACGACAUUCACCCCUUCUACGCUGAUCUGAUGAAUGUGCUGUAUGAUAAAGAUCAUUAUAAACUGGCUUUGGGUCAGAUCAACAUCGCCAAAAACCUUAUUGACAAUGUUGCUAAAGAUUAUGUGCGGCUGAUGAAAUAUGGAGACUCGCUGUAUCGUUGCAAGCAGCUGAAACGAGCCGCACUGGGACGCAUGUGCACCAUCUUAAAGCGACAGAAACAGAGCCUGGAGUAUUUAGAACAAGUGCGGCAGCAUCUGUCCCGUUUACCCACUAUUGACCCCAACACCAGAACCCUCCUGCUGUGUGGUUACCCCAACGUCGGCAAGUCCAGCUUUAUCAACAAGGUGACCCGUGCUGAUGUUGAGGUCCAGCCGUAUGCCUUCACCACCAAAUCUUUGUUUGUGGGUCAUAUGGAUUACAGAUACUUGCGCUGGCAGGUGGUUGAUACCCCUGGUAUUCUGGAUCAUCCUCUUGAAGAAAGGAAUACCAUAGAAAUGCAGGCCAUCACCGCUCUGGCUCACCUGCGUGCUGCUGUCCUCUAUGUCAUGGAUGUGUCAGAGCAGUGCGGACACACGCUCUCACAACAACUAGAGCUCUUCAACAAUAUACGGCCGCUGUUUGCCAACAAGCCUCUGAUCGUGAUGGCCAAUAAGUGUGACGUGAGGAAGAUCAGUGAACUCUCAGAGGAGAAUCAGAAAGUCUUUACGGAUCUUACUGCUGAGGGGAUCGUAGUGAUUGAGACCAGCUCUCUGACGGAAGAGGGAGUGAUGCAGGUGAAGGCUGAGGCAUGUGAUCGGCUGCUGGCUCACCGUGUGGACACGAAGAUGAAAACCAAGAAGGUCCAUGAUGUUUUGAACAGACUCCAUCUGGCAAUGCCCAGCAAGAGAGAUCAGAAGGAAAGGCCUCCAUUUAUUCCCGAGGGGGCUCUGCUCCGUAGGAAGGCGAUGGAGACAAAUGCUCCCAAACGCAAACUGGAGAGAGACGUGGAGGUUGAGCUGGGAGACGAUUACACACUGGAUCUACAGAAAUACUGGGACUUGAUGAAUCCAGAAGAAAAGCAGGAUAAGAUUCCUGAGAUUUGGGAGGGUCACAAUAUUGCUGACUACAUUGACCCAGAGAUCAUGAAGAGGCUGGAGGAUUUGGAGCAGGAAGAGGAGCUGCGUGAGAAGGCUGGAGAGUACGACUCUGACGAGGAGAGUGAGGAUGAAGAGAUGAAGGAGAUCCGGCAACUCGCCAGUCAGAUUCGAGAGAAACGGAAGCUGAAGAUUCUUGCGUCCAAAGAGAAAGACACACAGGGAUCCAGAAUGCCCCGCACGGCCAAGAAGGUGGAUAGAGCGACUCUGGAGAAGGAGAUGGCUGAUCUGGGUUUGGACAUGACCGAUAAAGAUGAUAGCCAUUAUGCUCGGAGAUCUCGCUCUCUGGUCCGAAAGAGGAAGAGGGAAGUCUCUGCACCACCAACGUCACGCACUCGCAGUCAGAGCGCCUCGAGGCCACCAAGGGACCAGUCAGGAGUCAGAGAUGCCAAGAUGUUGAAGAAGGUAAAGACCAUGAUGAAGAACUCGCAGAAGGACAUGAACAGGCAGGGAAGGAAGGGUGAAUCUGAUCGACAUGUGUUUGAUGUAAAACCUAAACAUCUCCUUGCUGGGAAGAGGAAAUCUGGAAGCACCAGCCGCAGAUAAAUGCAGCCUUAUUCACUUAGUUCUGUCUUAUGUACUCAUACCUGCCCUUAUGCCAUGAUUAAUAAAUGUUAUAUUCUUUUAAUAGUUCUUUCUGAUACAGAUGACAAUACACCUGUAACCAUGAAAGAAUUAGUUAUUGAAAUGCAUGUUAUUUGCAUAAUUGGAAAUUUCUUGUAUCAUGCAGAAUGAUAAAGAAAUGUACAGGAUCAUGAUUUUGAACUCAUUACUUACAAAAGAAAUGAUCUAAAGCUGUUGUUUGCAGUGGGAGUCAAAUAAACCACACACAAAGUAUUGAACCUGAAA